AUGACCUCUCUUCCAGCUUCCAAAAGCGGCAGUGGCAGUGGCAGCGGCAGCGGUAGCCGUAACGUUAGUGGUUCCCACGGCGGCAAACAUCUCUUAGUCAACAACACAUCCAAAAACAACAACAAUGACCAUGGCCUGCAACCACUGCGUGGCCUGGGACAAUCCGACCCGCCCAUCUCACCAGCUGUGACCACUGGCACAGCCUCUUCCGGAAACUUUACCGACAUGCACAUGCGGCAGCUGAUCAGACCGAAGAAGUUCCGAACGCUCUCGAACGCCUCGAGCAUCCUCAGCGACAUCUUCAACCACCCGGACGCCAAUGAGGACGAGCUAAAAAACAAGAUCAAGGAGGCAAACGACCGGGAUCGUGAAGCCCUUUACAACAUGAAUGAGUCUCUUCGGAGCACUCCGCCGCCCCUUCCUCCUGUACCAACGCAAAGCGGCCAAGACGACGCCAACGAAGAGAAGAAACAUUGCAGUGGUGGGCUUUGGGGGUUGUUCAAGAGGAAGUCCUUCAAAGCAGCAAAGAAACGGGUCAAGUCGGCUCCGCCCAAGAUAGUGGUUCCGGACCCUCCAGCCGCAGGCAGAACUACUACAACCACUCAUACUACGGAUGACGGUCAUCGGCAAACUGUUAUUUCCAUUCCUGUCCAUCGCACGGUCAACCUCGGCCCAGUCCCCAGGUCGCCUGGUUUUGGCCUGUCACCCAAAUCUCCCAUUACCGGAACUCCCAUCAGACCGCCGAGGCCCAGCAUCGGUCUAGAGACUCUGUUGGAACACCAGGAGACAAACGAGCGACAUAGCCAGGUCCCGACCAGCGCACCCGUGAUACCUCCCAUUAACGACGGGCUGGAUAUCUCGCCUCUCCUUCCUACGGGGGACUUCAACUGCCUGCAGCGCGUUUCCGGAUUCACGGUCCCGCCGGCCGAAUCACCGCCGGAGCUUCCUCAGGCCCAAAACGCCUUCUUUGUUGCCGAUGAUAGGCUUGAUAGUUCAAGUCCGUCCAAGAUAACAUCCUGUCAAGAUCAUACCCUUCCAGAGUUUGUCUCGCCGGCCAGUCCUCUUCACCUGAGCGUCUGCCUGUCCACAGCCCAGUCAAGUCGUGAUCGCCGGUCGAACAUGAGCUUCGGAUAUAAACUCCCAGACAUAGACCAUACUGUGCAGCCUCAGGAGCACGAAGGAGAAGUUGACGGUGGUGAGACUUUGGCAGAGGUCUCCGAGCCAUCGUCGUCAAACAGCUCUCAUCGCAAGCUAAUGACCGCUUCGGGGAGAGACCGGUCCGGAUCAGCAGAUGUAAGCUCACUGUCAUCGGUGGCUAGUUCUUCUAACCAACAACGCCCGGCGUUAGCAGACAGCACACAGUUGAGACGGCAACGAAGUCUCUACUCUAAUUCCAGCUUUAACAAAAGCAAAAGAAGGGAGCUUGAGCGAAGUGAUUCUCUCGGUGGUGAGAGUGUCAAGACGAAUGGGAACCAGUCGACAGCUUUCCAUACUCCGCCGGAUUUGCCCUCGGGGUAUGCGACGGAGCCUGAUGCAAAGGCGUUGAGCUCGGCACUUGAGAAGGUCCAGGCAGUGCAACUGCCGCCGCUACGCUUCACGUCGGUGAUGACUGUAGCUGAUCUUAAGCCUUUGUCGUGUAAGAGCAGCAGCAAUCCGAGGCCUUCACAGCCAGAGGAGACCAAGAGACAGAAUGACAAGCCAGAACAGGCAUCAGAUGUUGCCCUGAGAAAUAGGAGCAGUGGUAGCUCAUCCGAGCUUCUGUCUGGAGUUUCGGCAUCAACCGAUUCCUUCCAAACAUCCACUUCCAUUGCCAACUCGUCCACUCCACAAGCGACUCCCCUCUCCGCUCCUUCCAAUAUUAUUCCCAAACCCCUCCAACUAAGAAGAACCAACGGAAUCAUCUGUCCGCCUUUACGGAUUGCCUCGUCAUCUUCCUCCCCCGACAACAGCAAUCGCUUCAGCAGAAACGGCAUCCACCGCUCCGGCUCCCACACCGAUCUCCUGCAACAAUGCGAAGAAUUCCGCCACUCCAAAGAAAAGGAACUCGACAGCCUUCGCGACCGACUUCGUCAGCUCGAGAACAGAAACAGUUGGUUGCUGACCGCCGUGACGAAGCAGCUUCCUAACGGAUAUUAUCCACCGCAAGCGUAUCGAGACGAUGCCGAUGAUGAGGACUUCAAUGCUUCGGAUGAGGAGAGGGGCCGCCGACCACACUCGCGCAGCACCGUCUCCAGUAGCCCAAUCCUCUCCGGUUUCCGAAUGCCAAUUGUUUCCCCGCUUGACCAGAACUUUAACGGGAACAGGAACGGAAACAACGAUGACGACGGCGACAACGACAACGGCGUACUUACCCCGCGAGGAAUGCGUUUCCAUCUUACAAGUACAGACCUCGACAUGAACAACACACCCAACUACAACAAAAAGCACCAACACGACACCACCAAGGGCGGCGGCAGCAGCAGCAGAGCCUCCGCCAGCGAUCGCUGGUCAAUGACAUCUCAGCACACCUUCGGCAGCACCACUGUCGACGACAGCGUAAUUGGCACUCGCAGCGGCACCGGCACCGGGUUCAGCAGUAGUAACUUGACCACGGGAUCUCGACUUACACCGCCCGCGCAGCACAACCAGCAUCCUCGGUACAACCCGAGUCCUAUUGCUAGUCGUUAUUCCAUCGGUGGAAGCGGCAGUGGCAGUGGUAACAGCAGCAGUGCCUCUCUGUCCGCUGUUCGAAGACCGACACCGACACCGAUUCCGGUCUCGAGGCCGAUACCGCAAGCGAAGCCGACGCUGGUUACCCGACCGUUUAAAACUGGCAGUACGCCUGCUAUUCCGGUGUUGUCGAGUGGUCGUGGUCAGUCAUUCGCUUCGACGGCGACGGAAACAAGUUACGAUGGUGCACAUACCGCUCGCGACGCAUCGACAAGCAGACAUCUUGCCAUUGGAACACGUCCAGUCCUCCCUGCCGCUCGCCGCGAACAAAGUCUCCCCCGCGAUCCUCGACUUGCUUCGUUUUCUUCCCGAUCUCGGUCGAGAGAUGGCUACAAGCUGCAUAUGCGCCACAGAAACCGAAGUCAUGAUGAUCAUAUCAACGGGUUUGCCGAGUCUGGUCCGAACAACGGCGCUGAUGACAGCAAGGAUAAGACGAAUGGUGUCAACAACAGCAGCGGCAGUGGAAGCAGAAACACAAGCACCACCCGAUCCCCUGCCCCUCUCCCUCCCUCCCUUACCUAUAAGGGUCUUUCCAACACCGCAGCACAAAGAAGGGAGGAGAGAGAAUACAGAAAGAAGCAAGAGGAGAUUAUGCGGGAACUAGCUGGUGGAUCUCACGGUCAGCAACCGAACGUUCUACGCUCCUCCUCUUCGUCGGCUUCUCUAGGGGCGUUGAAGCAACAAGGAGAGCCAUCCGCUGCUUCCGCUUGUAAUUUAGCUAGGUCAACAGCUUUGUAUAACGGGUAUGCAUCUGGUUCUGGCUCUGGGUUUGAGAGUGAUACGGGGUGUGGAUACGGAAACAAUGGAUAUGGACACCAAGACGGACGCGAUCCUUUGACCAGACUGCGAGAUCUGAGGGAAACUGUGGGUAGGGCUAUUAGCGGGAUUGGAAUUGGGCUGGCGGUUACCACCAGUGAUGAUGAAGGGUGUGUCUACGAUGGGUACAGUUCAGGGGAAGAUUACCAACAGUACCAUCAGGAGGAUGGUCAUGCUGGUUACGGGUAUGGAAACGAUAGCUAUGAUGGUUACGGCGUGUAUGAUGGCGAUGGUUAUGGAUCGUCAGCUUCUGCUGGUCAUGAACCUGGACAGGAAGGAGAAGGAAGAGAGCAAGAAGAAGGGGGAUACAUUCUUUCCAGCUCCUCCCACCUCCCCAGGUACCAGAACCGGAAUCAACAACACCAACGCAACGACUCCCCGCUACCUUUCUCCAUGCCUUCAUGGCCAUCAUUGCCCUCGCUUCCCUCAUUGCCCUCAUUGGCUGGGCCAAGUCACUCCAGCUUGGAGACGGAAGAAUGGUUCCCUUCUCUUUACCGAACCCAUACGCAACAGACACAGCCAUCGACGGAGAACAAGAGUCACGAUACUCCCAGCAACGAUCAAGCAACGGCUAACAGCAACGACAAACUAAGUAACUCAACAAACAGACGAACUAUCAGGAGGAAAACUACAAUCGCUGCAAUGAACGGUAACAGACCCAGCACGAGCACCAAUACGAACGGAGACGGAAAGGGAAACGAAUGGGAAACACUCGAGCCAUUGAUGCGCGAACUAAUCGGCAACAAACUCGACUCGAACGGAGCCAGUGCAAGUGGUGUAAACGGAACAAGUGAUAUUGAUGACCAGCAAACAAUCAACUACAACGGGAAACCCACGCCACUAUUGGUGGAUAAAGUAUUUGGAUUUGCUCCGAUGCACGAGAAGGAUCUGGAGGAGGAGGCGCUGGACGAUUCGGUUAAUCUUUUGCAGUGA
Sordaria macrospora k-hell is the source of this 4458-nucleotide messenger RNA. RefSeq lists its product as uncharacterized. NCBI's taxonomy places the organism in Eukaryota, Fungi, Ascomycota, Sordariomycetes, Sordariales, Sordariaceae. The record is from RefSeq and is a predicted model, not a curated record.